Molecule: messenger RNA, 1713 nt
Organism: Mycena citricolor
Lineage: Eukaryota; Fungi; Basidiomycota; Agaricomycetes; Agaricales; Mycenaceae
Source: the annotation of a GenBank genome assembly
CACGAAUCCACCAUUUCGUACCGAUUCCCAUCGUCAUCUGGGAGCCCAUCCCCUCCCCCCAUCAUACCAUCGUCGCCCGAUCUGGCGCAUCAAAACGAACCCGGACCCUCCAACCCCUACCUCGCCCUCCCGCCGCCUGAAGACGAGAUCCCUGACCUUGGCAAGUUACCCUCCGAACAACCACCCUCGCCCCCACCUACCGCACCUGCUCCUACCAUGUCAGGACAUCACCGCAUCACUCUCGCUGCCAACCCCCCCUACUUCGAUGGCGACAAGUCCAAAUACCUGGGCUUUGUGGACGCGUGCACCACUUACAUCGGUGCCUAUCGGUCAGAGUUCUCGCUGGACGAGACGAAAAUCCUCUUCGUCCUGUCCUACCUCCGCAAUGAGAGCGGCACAAGCUGCGCCGCCUCAAGAUGGGCGAUGAACUGGAAGCAGCACAAUUUCGAGGGAUUCCAAGGACUAAAGGCGGGAGUCACCGCGACAAGCUUCUUGGAGGAGCUUCAGAGGGCCUUUGGGGAUUCUAACGCAGAGCAAGUCGCUGCCGCCCGACUCAUGGCCCUUCGCCAGGGCAGACGGUCCUUCGCGGACUACAUCUCUGACUUCGAAAUGCUGGCUGCGGACGCGGGGUACAACGUGGUCGCCUCAACCGAUGACAAGGGCGAGUACAAGAAGGGGGAUCAGGACAACAUCCUCAUCGAGUUCCUCGAGCGCGGACUCAGCAGCGAAAUUGCAAGCCGCCUCUACAACACCGGCGUCCCCCUGCCCAAGGCAUAUGGUGCCUUCAAGAACUGGUGCGUCAACAUCGAGGCCAAUGCCUUGCGCGAUCAGCUGCGUAAGGCAUCCUAUGCGCACUCAACUCCGCGGCCCCCACCCCAAUUCCGCCCUCAGGCUGCACCAUCAGCACCUGCACCCGCUCCGGCCCGACCAGCGGCCAAUGAGCCGGUUCCGAUGGAGAUCGAUCGCACCCACGCCCGUGGCCGCAAUAUCAUCUGCUACAACUGUCAGCAGCCUGGGCACAUUGCGCGGAACUGCCCUGAGCCCAAGAAGAAGCGCACGUUCUUCAAUCGGGCCACAAUGCUAGAAGAGAUCGAGAACGGGGACAAGGACAACGAGUUCCUGAAGGAGAUCGCCGAGAAGCUGCGAACCACGUCAACAAAGACCGAAAAGGGGAGCAUCGCUCCGGAGGCUCAAUCCUUGAAAAAGGAGGAAGCGCCCAAGGAAUCUGCCGAAAUCAGGAUUCCAGAAGCACCCAAACGCACAAGGGUGCCGGAUGCCGUUCAAAGGAAAUGGGCAGCCGAGAGACAGAAGGGCCCCCAGCCCAGCAGACUGGCGCAGGAAUUGCGCAACUACCAGGCCGAAAGGAAGAGACAUUCGAUGGACGUAUAUGUCCAGAUCACAGGCCUGGACUCAGGAAAGACGCGCAGAGUCAAGGCGCUACUCGAUAGUGGCUGUAGCACCUGCUGCAUCGAUACCGACUACGCGCGGGCAGAGAAGCUGGAUAUCCAAGAACUUCCCCAACCCAUUGUGGCUCGUAACGCCGACAACACCGAAAACAUCAGCGGCCGGAUCACGCAUUACGUUGACCUAAGGAUGAGAAUCGGUCCUCACGUGGAGACACGCACGUUCCUUCUGACGUGCUUGGGGAAGGCCCGGAUCUUCAUUGGUCUUGACUGGCUGACGGAACAUAACCCGGAGAACGGUGUCACAUGA